Messenger RNA from Uranotaenia lowii, 4187 nucleotides. It is a transcript of the gene Lpin, whose product is annotated as phosphatidate phosphatase LPIN3. The transcript has 6 exons. Gene Ontology annotation, cellular component: nucleus. NCBI's taxonomy places the organism in Eukaryota, Metazoa, Arthropoda, Insecta, Diptera, Culicidae. Bases 213 to 3293 code for a protein of 1026 amino acids. Gene Ontology annotation, biological process: fatty acid catabolic process; triglyceride biosynthetic process; cellular response to insulin stimulus. Gene Ontology annotation, molecular function: phosphatidate phosphatase activity; transcription coactivator activity. The record is from RefSeq and is a predicted model, not a curated record.
GUCCAGUCUACCGGUGAGCGUUUGGCGAUCAACACGUCGAAUAUAGUUAGAGCCAGUAGCUCUCAAUAGCUGAUAUUAAAAAGAAGAUUAACUCAGUAAAUACCUAUAGUAACUUCAUAAGCUAAAAAGAUCGGAGGUGCAAAUUCAUUAAGACAUAAAGAACAAACCGUAUAUUAGUAAUAUAGCUGUGGUUCGAAAAUAAACCAGCCAAAAUGAACAGUAUUGUAAGGGUGUUUAGUAAUUUCAAAGAAUUCUACAGUGAAAUCAACGGCGCCACAUUGACUGGGGCGAUCGACGUGAUCAUAGUAGAACAGCCAGAUGGAACCUAUAUGUGUUCUCCAUUUCACGUUCGUUUUGGUAAACUUGGAGUGCUACGAAGUCGGGAGAAGAUUGUAGACAUUGAAAUCAAUGGUGAACCGGUUGAUAUUCACAUGAAGUUAGGAGAAUCAGGCGAAGCAUUUUUCGUCGAAGAAUGCUUCGAGGAAGAUGGAGAAGUUCCGGCUCAUAUGGCAACAUCUCCCAUACCAAACAGUUCUUUCAGUGCUAAUUUCGAAAAUUCCAUUGUCAAUGUAAGUAAGGUCGAGGAAGAACCAAUGCCAAGACCUCGACGAAAUUCGAUUGAUAUUUCGCAAGACAAUGCUGAUUCAGAAAAAGGCAAAUUUGAGAAUCAAAAGUCCGAUUACAGCCAUAGAAGGCAUACCGAUAAUGCUACUGGGAGGCCAGAUUUGACACUGUCGAAAAAAGAAUUUACAACACAGAAACUACGUCAAGAAUGGGCUGAAGUGGAACAGGAGCAGAUAUUCCAAAUGGAGGGAAUUGAAAAUGUAAAUACAGAUGAGCCCGGAUGGGCGAACAGUACAACAGGAAUAGCACAAACCGAUCAAGAUACUCAUUUUAAACCGAUUGAGCCUGCGGUAGGAAUUGUUAAGCCAGAGGCACUGGAAACAACAGCAAUCGAAGAACAACAGCUUUCGAUAGCUGAUGAUAAGACCAACAGUGAUUCAAAGUCUAAGAAAAAGCGAAGGAAGAAAUCUAUUAUGAAGAAGAAAAAUGCUCAACGCAAAAAUUCUACAAGUAGUUCAGGAGGUUCGAUCCACUCCGAUCAGAACGAAGGAGUCGAUACAGAAAGUAUGACAGCUUCUCAAAUAACUGCAUCCUCGACUAGUGGAUCGCCUAAAGAACCUGAACAGGAAAUCGUUGCAGUCAAAGCAGAAACUAAAGAACUAGCUUUAGAAGCGCCUAACCGUAUCCAUGAGCUUGACAUUCAUUUUUUCAGCGACACUGAAAUAACUACUGCAACAAGUCCUCGGCAAUCACGCCCUUCAACACCGAUUCAAAGUGACACCGAAUUCGAAAUUUCACAAAGAGAAACAAUAGAAGCAAACAGCACAAUGACUGCUUCCUGGAAAUGGGGAGAACUUCCUACAAAACCAGAGGAAUCAGAAGAUCUUAACACUACACAAGGUAAGCAAGCUCAACGAAAUUCCAUGUUAAGCGGUUUGAUGAGUUUCAUGAAAUACAAUAACAAAAAAAUGCGCAAAAAUGUUCCGGAUGGGCUUUACCUCGAUGAUCUAGAUGAAUCACUUGACCCUGAAGUAGCUGCUUUGUAUUUUCCUCCAUCAUCGUCCAAAACUCAGCAAGCUCAAAAUGACGAAGAUAGGGAGAGCGGGAACGGAACUUCUUUGCCUCAAAGUCCAACAUCACUGGAAGGUAUCAAAAGUCUCGAUUCAGAUUUCGAUGAUAACAAUAAAAUCGAUAAGCUAUCACUGGAUUUCAUUGCUCUCUCGUUAUGUGGCGGAUUGGAAAAUGGAACACCAUCUAAAGAAGAAUUUGAUAAGCAUCGACUCGAGUACAUCGACGUUUGUAACAAUCCCGCACUGUUCACAUCGCCUGAUUUGGUUGUUCGAAUUAACGACAAAUUUUAUCCAUGGUCUUCAGCAUGUUUACAAGUUAUGACAAUGUUAGCAUUCCAGAAGACGUUGCCAACGAAUGAUGCACAGAAUAAAAGUUCACCAACGCAAAAUUCAAUAGAUGAUUCGAGAAACACUGAAGCCCAAUUGAACAAACAACAAAAAGAACAACCUACUCAAGAAUCGGCACGUGGGGUUCGCUGGUGGUCCUGGCGUCGUUCGAACGACAAAUCCACUAUGAAAACGGAGGACGACACAGAACCGGAUGACUCAAAGAAAGCUGCCGUAGCUACUCAAACGUCACGUUCGAAUACUCCUGACGAUUCUUUUGCUCAUUCAACCGAAAACACUGAAAAACAGAAGGAAGAUGGGUAUAACGGGUCAUUAAGCUCAGAUGAUUCCCAGCUGCUUCCAUGUGACCAUAGCUAUACCAAUGAAAGUGGGCUCAAUAAGUCCAAUAGUAUGGUUGAAAAGUAUCGCAAGACGCUUCGCCUAUCAACUGAACAAAUUGAGAGCCUCAAUCUGAACAACGGACUCAAUGAAAUUGUGUUCAGCGUAACUACAGCUUAUCAGGGCACCAGUCGUUGCAAAUGCUACUUGUUCAAGUGGAAAUAUAACGACAAAGUUGUUAUUUCCGAUAUCGAUGGGACUAUUACAAAAUCGGAUGUACUUGGUCAUAUUUUACCAAUGGUUGGUAAGACUUGGGAGCAGAUCGGUGUGGCUCAAUUGUUCUCGAAAAUUGAAGAAAAUGGGUACAAGUUACUUUAUCUUUCGGCACGUGCCAUUGGUCAGGCAAAGACUACUCGAGAUUAUCUACAAUCGAUACGUCAAGGUGAUGUUAAACUGCCAGAAGGUCCAUUAUUAUUAAAUCCCACCUCUUUAAUGUCGGCUUUCCAUCGCGAAGUUAUCGAGAAAAAACCUGAGCAAUUUAAAAUUGCUUGUCUUAGUGACAUCCAGGCAUUGUUCCCGGACAAGAAUCCAUUUUAUGCCGGUUAUGGAAACCGUAUCAAUGAUGUUUGGGCGUAUCGCGCUGUUGGUAUCCCGAUUUCCCGCAUUUUCACCAUAAACACAAAAGGCGAGCUGAAGCAUGAGUUAACCCAAACAUUCCAAUCUACCUAUGCCAACAUGGCGUACAUAGUGGACCAAUUAUUUCCACCCAUCAAACACCUCGAAGAGGAAGACAUCGAGUUUACUAGUUUCAACUAUUGGCGAGAUCCAGUGCCGGAUAUUGAUAUAAAUCUCGAUUCAUCCAACAGCUCUCAGCCGGGUAGCGGAAGCAGUACCCCUGUAAGUGGUACAAUAGUUGUGCAACCUACUGGUAAGGUCAGCCCGACCAAUACCCAACAAGUGCCGCAGCCGUUGCCAACAAUUCCCGAGAAUUAAACUUCCUUAUCGAAGGUUCAUGGAAAAAAAACUACUAUAGCUUCUCGCUUUCUAAGCUUGAAUUUACAUCAGUACGUAUGUAGAAAUUUUCAUGAAAAAUAACUACUUAGACAGUGCUCAGCGAAAAAAAAACAUUAAAUAUGAAAUGCUUUGUAUCAUAAAAAUGUCAGUUAUGUGUUGAGCAGUUCUUUGUCCGAGCUCUUUAUUUAAAGGCAAAUAAGUGAACUAUUGACAAAUAGAUUUUGUUCCAUUAGUUAGAGUGUUGGUCGUUGAAAUCGAUUUAAAUGGGUUUAUUUCUAAAUUUUGAAAAAAAAAAAAUUGCAAGAGAAACUUGAUAUAUCGAGAAGAAAAAAAGGUAAUCUGGAAACGAUGUCCAGUGGAUAGAAGAAAAAGCUAUGAGCAUGUGAUAAUAAUUGUUUCUAUUUUAAGUUUAGUUCUUCAUAUACUUUAGUAGCAAAAUACUGUAAGACAAAAGUUGCAUUAUUUACCGUCUGAUUUGAAAAAGUGAAUUGAGAAUAGUUGAAUCCCUCCAGGCAGGUGGUCUAGAUUUCUUUUUUUGUUACAUUAGAAAGUCAGCUUUUUCACAUGCUUUCUAAGGCUGUAUUGUUUGAAUAAAAGUUCAAUAGAUAAGAUGCAGAUCUCAUAUUGAUUUUAUACCGCGGUUUAAAAAAAACGUUAGACCACUUUGCUUACGGACGAUUCAAUCGAUCUCUUCAUGUGUGCUUUUGUUAUGUUCAUAUGUUGCAGUAUGAACAGGCAGAAUUAUAUAUUGGAACACGCAACGCAAAAUAUGAGGUGCAACGUUCUAAAUGAUUAAGACACAGUACUGAUAAUAAAUAUGGCAUCGCUUAAGGCGAGAUCGUUGAAUAAACGCUAAAUUGAUGUGCUUCAAAA